UUGAGGAAUAUAGCUGUUGGAUCCAAGAAAAAGCAAGAACUUUUGAAUUAAAACUACUUUUAUUGUCAUUGUUUUGCAACAAUGACAAGGAAAUUUGAGCAUCUUCUUCUUAUAUUCUGAAAUGCUUCAUAAAAAUCCACACACUAUGCAUAAAUAUACAGAUAAAUAAACUGUGAAUGUACUAAAUGUGAGGGGCAAAAGGGAUACUAGUGCAGAGGGGAUCACAUAAACUAAACAGUUUUAAUCUGUGAAACUGGUUUGAUUGCACAAAUACAGAGAAAGUUGAUAUUUAAAUGUGAUUUUGCUUUAGGAAAGAAAUUGUUUGUCCAGGAUCUGUUUGACCUGAAGGUAAAAUUUCACAUCUAUGGUCACUGGAAUGAGAGGAGUCCUGGAUUUUGUGUUUGUCUCUACUGAGGAAGUGAGAGCUGGCGAUGUGAGAACACACUGUGAUUCUCCAGGUCUGCGUACAUCUCUCCAGUCUGCUGCUGACGUCCCUGCAUAUCACGCUGUGAUGCUGUACAUAAGGAUGUCCCCUAUAGUGGCUCUAUAGAUUGUCCUGUCAACAGCUUCUCCUUCAGGUUCUUCCUUCCAAGUACCCUCAGGAAGUGGAGUUGAUGCUUGGCUUUUUUUCUACUGCUGUGGUUGCAGUUAAGAAAAGGUUGUCUGAGAGCUGCAUGGUAUUUUCAUGAAGUCUCUGUUGAUGUGGAGAGGGGCUGGAUCCAUGCUUCCUGUCAUGAAUGAUUCUUUGGAUCUUGCGCUGUUCAGUGGACAUGUUCUUAGAGCACUGCACCAACAAUCUGCAGAGCUCAUGUCUGGAGUUGAAGAUGUGGUCAAAGGUGAGCCUGACCAAACCUAAUUAUAAAAGUUGAGAAGGGUUGAAAUGCGUUUUAUGGUGGACCAUCUCUGAAUCCUAGAAUGAAGGUAGAGUUUGACAGUCAAUAAUCUACCGGCAGGUGAACUAGUUUAAGGUCAAAUAUAGAAGUCUCAGGUAUGAUUUGGUUGAAGACUGAGAUGACGUCAAGAAAAAACAACCUCCCAAUACUCCAGAUAAUGCACCACAGUGUGGAGGACUGGGGUGAUUGCAUUGUUUGCUCUGCUAAUGGGGGUCCAGAGCAGGUGAUGAACGAUUUUUUUUCUUUUUUAAACCUGUGAGGACUGAAACAGUGACCCAACCCUAAAGUUGUUGAGAGACUGUCAACUAGGAAACUAACAAUUCACUUUCCCCACCAUUUGGUUCAAACCUGGAUUUAUCGCUCACAUUUUUUUUAUUCGACAUAUGAUUUUGUGUAUCACAAAGAAGCAACAAAAGAAUAAAAAUGAAAAUAUAUAUUUUUUUUAAAUUGACUAAUAAGCAAGUAACAUUAAAAAGCUUUUCAGUCCAUACAGGGUUUUUUUUUUGCCUCUUCAUGCACCUACUUUUUCAUGUAUUUUUAUACUUGUUUUUUCUUCUUUUUUGCAACAUGUUUUAUGUGCAAAUAAAAAAAAUCAAAAUAAAAAAAUCAGUUGGCUCAUUCUACGUCUGUUGUAAGGUAAUAAAACAAUAACUACAAAAUCCUUCUUAAAUUUAGCAGAAUUGUUUGACAGAAGAGAUGCAACAAUUCACUUUUCCCAUAAUUCGGUUUAAUAGUGUAGUUUACGUUUAAGUUUUUCAUCUGAAAUUGUGGAAUACCUACUGUUCACUGUCUUUUAGGAACAGGCAUGAUGGUUGAGGUUGCAGGCUUUGGGGGCAAAACAUCUUAAUUUUAUUACAGUUAAGAAGGUUUACACAACAAAAAAAAUGGUGGGCAGAACUACAUUUAAAAGCAUAGUUUUAAACUUUACUUAUUUUACAUAUAUAUAUAUAUGUCCUCCAUCGUGAAAAAAUGACAAAAGAACAUGUUAAAAACACAAAAAAAACCCCACUAUUUUCAAAGGAAUGGGUAGUUAAAAAAAGGGCUCAACAACAAAAAAAGUUUUUGAGUUUUUACCAGACUUCAUCAAUAUUCAAAUAUUUUUGUUUAAUAUUCGGUUACACGGUUUAGAUUAAAGGCAUGUCUUAAUCUUAAUCUGUGUCUCUUUUUCACCUGAACAUUGUGAGCUUGUAAUACUGGUUUCCGUCGCUAGGGGGUGUCGUUUCCCCAAUUCUCCAACACUAUUCUCGCCCGUCUAAGAGAUUGACCAGAAAUGUUGGCAAAAAUCCCCCCUCCUCCUAAUCGGAUAAAAAAAAAGAAAUGGCGGACAAGCGCGUAAACAUAAGAAACAAAUAAACACGUUACAAAGCAAGGUAAACAUCUCCGGAUACACCGUCAAAAUGCCUGACAUGUGUCUGGCUGCAGUUGCCUGCCGCUAAACUCGGCAUGCUGUUUAGCUUUCCUAAUGCUAAUGUUUGUAAUCAGGUCAACGAGCUAGCAUGCCAGCUAGCAUGCUAAGCUAGCAUCCAGGGCACAUUUGCGUGUUUGUGUGCAUGCUGAACGUAAAAGGCGUUUCUGGCAACGUGCAUGCCGCAGAUCACCAGUGCCUUUUUGAUAUGUGAUAUUUAAAAGCUUCUUUUAAAGAAAGAAAUAUUAACAUUAUUGUUAUCGCGCAACCUUCACUUGAAUUAAUAUUUCAUGUAAAUAUAUCCUUUGAGGGCGGAGGAGGGGUCGCGUGCGUUUGCUUUGUGUUAUGAAUGGAGCUCAAAAACAUACAGGAACUUGUACGACGGUAUUCAAAAACCGCGUUUUAUACAAAUGUCGGACCAAGCUAACGAGCCGAAGUUUUUAUUAUUAUUAUUUGGAAGGUGAGCCGAGCGGCAGGAGGAGGACGGUGUACCUGCCCGCGCGCUCUCAUGUUAGUUAAUAGUCUCUUCGUUAUAUUACGUGUAUAGUUUGGGGAAAAAAACAAGGAGCGGGUCGCUUUAAUUUGGACGCCGUCCCCCCUUGACGGUGGAAAAAGGCGCACUUCUCCUGUGUUCAUCCCAAAAGGAAGAAUGGUGGAAAACGGUUAUGAAGUUUUAAGAUGUUUGCCCCGUCCAGUUAUCACAAAGCAGUUGUUGUUUCUUAGUUUUUCUUAACAUUGGAGGCUGCUGUUGCAUCGGAGCAUGAAGAAACCUGUGCUACAGAAAGCCACAGAGUGGAAAGAUACCCAAAAGAUCAAGCAUGCGCGGAGUGGACGACCCUCCCGAGUGGCCUCGCAGUACCAAGCGGAGCAUUUUAGUUGGGAGAAGUACCUAAAAGAGACCGGGGCUAUCCCUGCUCCCCCAUCAUGUUUCAGACAGAGUCUCACCCCCCCGGCUAACGAGUUCAAAGCGGGGAUGAAGCUGGAGGCUCAGGACCCGCGCAACACCACAUCCACCUGCAUCGCCACCGUGGUAGGGCUGACGGGGUCGCGACUGCGGCUGCGCUUGGACGGCUCUGACAACAAGAAUGACUUUUGGCGCCUGGUGGAUUCCUCGGAGAUCCAGCCAAUAGGCAGCUGUGAAAAGAGUGGAGGCAUGCUGCAGCCACCGCUCGGUUUUCGUCUAAACGCAUCCUCUUGGCCAAUGUUUCUGCUGAAAACCCUAAAUGGCGCCGAAAUGGCUCCGCCUCGCAUUUUUCACAAGCAGCCUCCAGCUCCAGAGCAGAACUCCUUCAAAGUGGGCAUGAAGCUGGAGGCCGUGGACCGCAAAAACCCCCACUACAUCUGCCCAGCCACAGUCGGCGCACUGCGCGGUGUCGAGGUGCUGGUCACCUUUGACGGAUGGCGUGGAGCUUUCGAUUACUACUGUCGCUACGACUCCCGAGACAUCUUCCCAGUCGGCUGGUGUACCCUCACCGGAGACAACCUUCAGGCCCCCGGCACCAAAGUGGUGCUGCCUAGGAAUCCCGAAACACCUACAGACGGAGGUGUGGAGAACUCUGCCAUGAAUCCCACCCCCCCGGUGGGCAGACCUCCGGGUCAAAGAGGACGUAAGCCAGGUCGCAGGAAGGUGACGGCGCCCUGGAACCAGAAGGCGUCUGCACUGGAACCACAGAGCAUCCAGCCGGUCAAAAGCCUGGAGCCUGUCAAGAUCUCUAAGAAGCGGGGGCCGAAACCGGGCAGUAAGAUCGGUUGGGCCAAAAGGGCCGGCUGGUUGGAGGAGGCCAUGGCUGGUCCGGGACGGCCGGUGACCGGAUUAGGGCGAACCAGAGGAAGACUGCCGACUAACUGGAUGCAGAGGAUAGCUCUGCAGCAGGCCCAGGAGGAACCCAUCAGGAUCCCAAAGAAAAGAGGACCCAAGCCUGGCAGUAAGAGAAAACCCAGAGUGGUGCCUAAUCCCGCCCCCACGUCCCCCACCAGCAGCACUCCAGAGCCGGACACCAGCACUGUGCCGCUGGACAACGCCACCAUCCCCAACUCAGCUCUGCAGGCUCCCACAGUUUGUGUGUACCUCAACAAGUAUGGCAAAGUGGGGCCCCAUCUGGACCAGAGGCGCAUCCAGCAGCUUCCCGACCACUUCGGUCCAGGCCGAGCCUCGUCGGUGCUCCAGCAGUGCGUUCAGGCUUGCGUAGACUCCGCCCACAAUCAAGCGACGGUCUUUUCCUGUCUGAAGUCCGGACAGGGUGGUGAGGUCAUAUCAGCCUUCUUCGACCAGCAGCAGCACACCCUGACCCUGCCGACGGUCAGCAGCGUCACCUACGUCCUCCGCUUCCUGGAGAAGCUCUGCCACAACCUUCACUGUGAUGCCCUCUUUGGUAGCCAGCCUGUAGCCAGAGGAAGUCUGCACUACAACAGCCACGCGUACGCUACAGAGAGGAAGAGUUUUGGAGAGCGUCUGACAGCAGGCCGAGCCACCAAGCACUUCCUUCAGGAGUUUAGCAGCCCUCUGUCUCAGAAAAUGGCUAAACUCCCCAGACUCUCCACUGAUGGCGAGUCUUUCUCAGAGAAAAAACCAACAGCUGCAGAGCACUUAAAGAAGAGUCCCGUUUUUUCUAAUUCUCCAGCGCUGUCGCCGGCCCUCAGGUUGUCCUCAAAGCUGCUGCAUCACAGCAACUCUACAGGAUCAGGUAGUUUCAGAGAAAGCCCCAAGCCCAGCAAACAGGAUCCAAACCUGUGGACUGUAGAGGAAGUCAUGCAGUACAUUAGAGAUAUUGACCCAGUGCUGGCUCCACAUGCGGACCUCUUCAGAAAACAUGAAAUUGAUGGAAAAGCCCUCCUGUUGCUGCGCAGCGACAUGAUCAUGAAAUACAUGGGUUUGAAGCUUGGCCCCGCACUCAAACUUAUCUUCCACAUCGACAAGCUGAAAAAAGCCUGAGAAGAAUCUUUCUUCUGCCAGAACUCAGUGUUUUUGGGUCCGU
Messenger RNA from Oryzias melastigma (Indian medaka), 5273 nucleotides. Its product is annotated as polycomb protein SCMH1. Gene Ontology annotation, molecular function: protein binding. Lineage: Eukaryota; Metazoa; Chordata; Actinopteri; Beloniformes; Adrianichthyidae. Gene Ontology annotation, cellular component: nucleus. The record is from RefSeq and is a predicted model, not a curated record. Gene Ontology annotation, biological process: regulation of DNA-templated transcription.